Durotheca rogersii is the source of this 795-nucleotide messenger RNA. RefSeq lists its product as uncharacterized. The record is from RefSeq and is a predicted model, not a curated record. Bases 346 to 594 code for a protein of 82 amino acids. The transcript has a single exon. NCBI's taxonomy places the organism in Eukaryota, Fungi, Ascomycota, Sordariomycetes, Xylariales, Xylariaceae.
CCCCCUCCCAUCCUCUCUCCCCUCUCCUCUCCAAAAACACGUGUCGAACCUGUCCGAUUAUCGACUUGACUUACUCACAGGGUACCUGCGGGUUUCAGUGGCCACGACGAGGGCUUAUGUUUGCUUUUUCUUUUCGUUUCUUCCCUUCUAUGUUGGGGACUAGAGGCUUUUCUCUUGCGUAGGUCAAGUCUUGGCCCGAGAGGCUUUUCGACACCGCCGACUCUGCUAAGCACUAGAGAAAAUCUCAUCCCGUCCCGCGCCUAUGACGCUCAAUACUGACUAUCCGUUGUGCUAUCUAUCUCCCAAUCCUCCUUCUUCUCUUCUUUCUUGCUUCUCUCGCCCUCGAUGCUCCAGACAAUUCCGUACCUACGUAUUUGCGUAGACUUGUCCACCUCGCUUGUUUUGUUGCCUGUUACCCGGUGUUCCCCCUGUUUCCUGGAGCUCUUCUCAGUAUAUGCACACAUACCCUCUCUACCCGAUGUAUGUGUCUACUGUAUAUACCGUCGUCAUCAGCUAGUUUCCCUCAGGGUGGUGGGCAGCCAAUCUGCCGAUCAUCCCAACUCCAGCUCCGUUCGAGAUCUCGGAGGCCUUUGAGCCGGAUAAGGUGCUUUCGGUUUUCUGAUGAUGGUCUUCCUGAGAGAGAGAUCCCGGCACACUCGGCGAGGAGGUGCGCGCAGGCUCCCCUGUAACCUAAGGUAGGUUGUUACUCGCAAUAUACAUACAGAUACAACGGUGAGAUUGUGGAAAUGGCCUCCGUCCCCUCUAUACUACAGAAUAUCUACCUAUAAUAAGGGG